Molecule: messenger RNA, 2686 nt
Organism: Physella acuta
Lineage: Eukaryota; Metazoa; Mollusca; Gastropoda; Physidae
Product: nose resistant to fluoxetine protein 6
Molecular function (GO): acyltransferase activity, transferring groups other than amino-acyl groups
Source: RefSeq, a predicted model, not a curated record
UUCAUACAUGCAGGAGCAGCGGAAAACAAUACCCACAAUUACACUGCAUCAGAGAGCUGUCAGAAAAGUUUAACACAGUAUUAUCAUGCCUUGCAGAGGAAAGAAACAUGGGCUUGGAAAAUGUAUGAUGCUACAGGAAAGCAGUCUUCUGGAAUUUUCUGGGGCGCCACCACCUGGACUGGCAACUAUGAGGAGUGUCUGAAUAUCAUGGUCGACCAGUGUAAGAUGUACCAGGGUGGGGCUUGCUCCCACUUGUCACAGCCCGCCCCCCAUUUCUGCAGCAUCCACAUGAAGAAUGCACCCUGGAUGCCAAAACUCAUCUCAUCUAUUCACCUGCCAUUCCCUGUCCCACCAAGCCCAUUCAUUGUUGAUGCAUGCCUACCUGUCAACUGUACCUCCAAAGAUAUUCACAGUAUUGUGGAUGCCUUUUUAAGAAUUGAUGAUUUUAAUGACAACAUCACAGUGAAAUCAGUCCUCUGUCACCAUAAGACUAAUAUAACAGAGGAUGCUCCAGCUUUUAUUUGCUUGAUUAUUUUAUGCAUAAUUUUGGCCAUGGUUGUGUUUGGAACAAGCUAUGAUAUCUAUCGUCGUCGAAACAAACUUCGCAUUAAACAUGGCCCAGAGAUCACAAUAGGAUAUGAUAAAGAAUCUGAACAUUAUGGGAUUUUAAAGAUACUAGUGAAUCCAAGGAAACGCAGACGCCGCCGAGCUACACUAUCAUCAUCUGAUCACAUGGAUCAUGAAGUAGACAAAAGCCAGCAGGGAAAUGGCGGGGCAAGUUUUAAAAGUAUAUCAGAGGCCAUCACAGCAGAAGAAACUGUACAGCUGACAUCUUACAACAGAUCCUUGAGCACCUCACCCCCUCAUGGUGGACAUUUUGAACUUGAGGACAUUCCAGAGGGGAGAGAACUGAAAGACAAAAACCAGAACACCACAACAUCUAUGAACAAUGUCAACGGCGCUGAUGGUGAUGGAAUUGACAUGAUGUCAGAUGACGGCUUCAGUGAUGUCACUGAUACCACAGAGAAAUCACCAAUGGCAGGUGAAAGAAACUCCAUUGUUUUCACACCUAAAGUCAACAGACAGCAUAGUAUUGUUGAGGUCAGGCCUUCACAUCGGUCCAAGAAACUUUCAUCCUCAGAUAAUAUUUUUACUGACCUGCUUUUGUCAUUCUCAUUUCGUAAAAAUACCCGUCACAUAUUAGCCGAUGGCUCAGUGGAUACGUUGUACUGUCUGAAUGGUAUCCGUGUGUUGAGCAUUGCCUGGAUUGUGUUAGGGAAUGUGUAUGGCACAAUUUUCCAGAACCCUGAUAUUGUAGACAACCAUGUUUCCGCUAUCAAACUAACCCAGACUUGGUGGAUGCAACUAGUCAUCAAUACAACUCUAGCAGCAGAUUCCUUCUUUGUUUUGAGUGGCACCCUUGGAGCUUACAACUUUUUAAAAAUCAAAACAAAGGCUGGUAAAAACAAGGAGAAGGACUGGAGGAAAGUUAUGAGCAUCAAGGAAUAUUUCUUCAUGAUUGUGCACAGGCUGGUCAGAAUCUUACCAUGCUAUGCUGUGCUGUUGAUGCUGGGGACCAACAUGAUGCCGUAUCUGGGUGAAGGACCUCGCUGGUCAACUGAGAUUAAGAACGUCCAAGUCUGUAAAAAAAACUGGUGGUCAAAUGUUCUAUUCAUCAGCAACUUCUACCAACCUGAUGACAUGUGCCUUCCCCACACCUACUACCUGGCUAAUGAUUUUCAGUUCUUCCUAUUGUCACCACUAGUUCUUAUACCACUUCUAAUCUAUCCUAAAAUUGGAUUGUCCUUGAUAGGAUUUUUUGUAACAGUCCAGAUUGUUGUGGUCAGUGUCCUAAACCAAGGAAUCAAUGGCAAUGUGUUAAAGUUGCGCAUGAACAACUACUGGUCACUGAUCUAUGUGAAACCUUACAGUCGCAUUGGGAUCUACUGCAUUGGUCUUGGACUGGGUUAUUUCUUAUUUGUUUGUGAUAGACAAAUGAAGUUUAGGAAGUUUAUCCUGUAUGGAGGCUGGAUACUGUCCUGUUUAGUCCUGUUCAUGUUGCCCUACAUAACCCACGUGGAGAACAGGGAGGGUGGUCAGCCAUGGACUGGCAUGCAAACAGCCAUGUACGAAGCUUUCUCUAGACCUGCGUGGGCUUUUGCUCUAGCCUGGGUUAUAUUUGCCUGCAGUACUGGACAGGGAGCUUUUGUGGGAAAGUUUUUAUCAUGGAACCUGUUUCUUCCUCUCUGUCGUAUCACAUAUGGUGUUUUCCUUCUUCACCCCAUUCUGAUACACGUGGUCAUUGAGUCUUCAUAUCAUAACUUCUACUUAAACCUUGGACAACUGUUAUACACCUACAUCGCACUGUUUCUGUGUUCCUAUGCACUGGCCUUUCUCCUGAUCUCAUGUGUGGAGUGCCCAUUCACAACCUUUGAAAGCCAUGUCCGUCUGAGGUUCAAAACCUGGAGAACCAAAAGAAAUUUCAAAAAUCUUCAGCGCCGUUGCGACCCAGCUUAGAGUAAGCAACCAACAAAGUGUAAAAGGGUAUCAAUAUUUGUUUGUGUUAAGCUAUUCAACUCCUAAGUUAUUUACUAAAUAACUUUGUGUGCUGUAUCAUACUUAAAUUGUUUUCUGAUUUCUGUUAGAUGUUUUUACAAAUGGCAUUUUAUACAUCUAUGUAAGUUUU